Molecule: messenger RNA, 3576 nt
Organism: Malaya genurostris
Lineage: Eukaryota; Metazoa; Arthropoda; Insecta; Diptera; Culicidae
Product: ankyrin-1-like
Exons: 2
Coding region: 1-3576 (1191 amino acids)
Biological process (GO): innate immune response
Cellular component (GO): cytoplasm
Molecular function (GO): protein binding
Source: RefSeq, a predicted model, not a curated record
AUGGAUGAGCUCACGGUAGACGGGCCGGUAGGAGGGUCAAGUGAACAUCAAGUUUUAAUUGCUUGUAAAAACAACGAUCUUAAAUCGUUGAAAAAUCUUGAAUCCAGAAUACUACAAAACUUUAAACCGGCCAGCUGCGACCACGAGAAUCAUACCGCAUUUUACUAUGCUAUCCGAUCAGGAAAUGAUGAACUGCUCAAAACGUUGAUUGAAAUAUGUUCGAGCGAACCAAAUUAUAGUCGGACGAUGGACGAUUUGCUUUCAGGUGCAUACGAAGAUUUAAAGCUAAAACAGAUUCCGCUUACCUGCGAAAUGGAGUAUUCUGUGGUGAAGAAACUGAUUGACUUGCGUUGUCAACCAAUGGCAAAUGAAUCUAAAUCAGGGCUGGAUAAACCUGCACGUCGAAUUGCUAUGCUCAAAAAUCAUCCAGAACAAUUGUUCGAACACUAUUCCUCGGACGAUGUGGAAGUAGAUGGCAAGUUUCUAUACCUGUGCAGGAUCAUCAUGCAGAAUAUUCAGGUUUUACAGGUGGAGAAGUUGGAAUCACCAUGCAAUCUGGUGCCAUGGGAACAACUGAAAUUUCUAUUGUACGCUUUUAAAUCAUCUUGUACUGAAAAGGACGAAAUUAGUUUUGUUUACAAUGCAGUGCUAGAUAAGAAAAGAUUACUGGAACAUUUGAAAAAUAGCUACCAAAUUUUGUGUCUUACUGGCCUACCAGCAAACAAAAGCGAAGGAACAGAGUUUGGUGAGUUGUGUACCGACUAUACACAAAUGAAAGAUAUUUACUCAUUGGAGCGAAUUGCAUACUACAUCAGGCAAGCGCUAACGGACAGCGAGAACAGCUACUUUGCUACCAAGAGAGCUCUGCAGGUCAUGGGAGAAUACGUGAAAGAUAGCAAGGCGACACCGCAUCUAUCGGCCUCAGUGCACAUCACGCUGUUUGAUACUUUUGAUAAGGACUUGAAAAAAUGCAUCGAAAGUCUACGUGAUAAACUGUCACAUGCCGCUAAUAUCUAUGUACUAGAAAAACGUCAAAGUCAGUCUAGGUCAGAUUUCAAGAAUAGUCUGAACAAACUGUUGAGCGUCGUUCAAGAUGUCCUUGUCGAAAGAAAACUUCAAAUGGUAAUGAUGGUACUUAACAAAGUGAUCACCGGAUCGAUGCGGCAGAGCGAGUUAGCUCGAAUUAUAAAAUACUCUGUACUCGAGAUGCUAAUGCUGGAUAUAUUAACCUACAUGGAAGCAAACUUGUCUCUGUUCGAUUCCGGUGCUCGUAGUGUCAUAUCUUGCCUGGACCGAAAUGCACCAUUGUUAAUUGCCAAACAGAUGCGCAAUCAUUUGGCGCACGGCAAUGUGCUGUUUCAAAUUUUACCAACCGCUCCUUCACUGGCACUGAUUGGCAAUGCUCGUAAAAUCAUGGAACUCAAACCGAAGGAUCUCAAACCCGGUGGUGGCAAAAUUACUCAACCUUUAAAACCGUUCGACGAAUGGGAAAAAGACGUCAUGAAAUGCCUGGCUGCACUUGAUAAUCAGCAAAACAUGUUCACAAAUGCCGAACAGGGUAAUCUCGAAGAAGUCCUGAAAUGCAUCGAAAACGGGGCAGACAAAACCGCAAGAGAUUUCAAACUGUGGAACAUCCUUCACUAUGCGGCCAAAGGCGGUAGGGCAAAUAUUUUCGAACAUUUCGAAGACGACGACCGACCGGUCCACUUCCUUGAGUCCAAAGACCGGGACGGAAACCGACCAAUACACAUCGCAGCUCAAUUUGGACACGGCCACCUCUUAGAAUUUUUCGUACCAUAUGAUUUGAUUGAAGUAAAACAGAACGACGGUUGCACGCCGAUGCACGUCGCAGCCCAAAACAAGCACCCGAAUCUUGUAGAGAAUUUAGUGAAAAAAGGUGCAAAAAUUGAUACUCCUACAAACGACGGAUGGCUGCCCAUACAUUUUGCAGCACAAAACGGUGCUGUCGAGGUGAUUAAAACUUUGCUAAACGAAUGUGCCGAUUUGAAAAAAUAUGUCAAUGCUAAGGACAAUUACGAAUGGGCCCCCUUGCAUCUGGCAGUGCUCGGUGAAUGGACCUCAGCGGUCAGUGUUUUAUUAAAGAAUGGAGCGGAAAUUAACGAUACAGGACCGGACACUUGGACCAGUUUACAUCUGGCAGUCCACAAUGGACACGGCGAGAUGAUCAAAAUUCUAUUGGAAAAUAAUGCUGAUAUUAAUGCUACGAUAGACGAACAUUUUACUGCAUUGCACGUCGCUGCACAAAACGGGCACACGGAAGUGGUUACUAUUUUGUUGAAUCUGGGAGCCUAUAAUAAAGCGGCGGAAAGUUCCAAUUUCACCCCACUGUGUUUCGCAGCCCAAAAUGGGCACGCAGAAGUGGUACGACUUUUAUUGGACAAAGAUCCUGAACAAAUCAAUAGUGUGACAGCAUUCCGAUCCGCAGUAAAAAACGGUCACGAAACAGUGGUAACUAUUAUGAUAGGAGAUGGCGCUGAUUUUAACGCUCUCGAAAACGACAAAUCCACAGCAUUGCACGUUGCAGCAGAAAAUGGCCAAGAAGGAGUGGUUCGGAUUUUGCUGGACAACAAGGCUCUCGUCGAUGCUGAAACAGAUGAUGGAACAACACCUUUAUAUUUGGCAGCUCUAAAUGGACAUUGCGGAGUUGUCGAAUUCUUACUAAGCAAACAAGCUAAAGUAGAUGUUUCGAGAACUAAUAAUUACACGGCAUUAUCAGCUGCUGUAGAAGAUGGGCACGAAGAUGUGGUAGAAGUAUUGUUGAAAAAUAAAGCCUCCGUUGAUGCUGUUCAUCUUGUUCCAGCUUUGCACUUUGCCGUAGCAAGAGGGUACAAGGUUGUAAUCAAAUAUUUGUUGGAAAAAGGAGCUGAUAUCGAGUCUAAGUAUAUUAUGAAUAACACACCGCUGCACUACGCAUUAAUGUAUCGUCAAACAGCAGUCGUUAAAAUGUUGUUAGAGAAUAAAGCCAAUGUAAAUGCAGUAAACGACAAGCAUUUUUCCCCAUUGUUCAUCGCAAUCAGACACCGUCUAACAGAAGUCGUUACAGAUUUACUGAACCGUGGCGCCGAUGUCAACGCCCGGCUACCGGACAAUUCCACACCAUUGCACUACGCAGCGUUUCUAGGUUAUACAGAUGGCGUCGUGGCUUUGCUGAAUGGAAAAGCCGAUAUUGAAGCAAUAAAUUGUGAUGAAUACACUCCAUUGCAUGUAGCUACCCAGUAUAAGCACAUCGAAGUUGUAGAAUUAUUACUGAACCGUGAUGCUAACGUUAAUUCAGAAACAAUAAACAAACGCACUCCACUGCAUGUGGCAGCAGGAUACGAUUUCAAAGAAGUGGUCGACAUGUUGCUGGAUAAGGGGGCUGAAAUAAAUGCGAAGGAUAAACAUAAAUGGACAGCACUCAACAUCGCCCAGCACUAUGGUCACAUAGAGGUAAUGUCUAAAUUACUAGAAAAAAAUGCUGACCGCAGUACAAAGAGCAAACUUACACAGACACCGUUCGGCUUCGACGAUGAACAAAACCAUGGAAUCAGGUUCACGUCGCGAAAAAAAAUGUGA